Molecule: messenger RNA, 1794 nt
Organism: Daphnia pulex (common water flea)
Lineage: Eukaryota; Metazoa; Arthropoda; Branchiopoda; Diplostraca; Daphniidae
Exons: 2
Coding region: 73-1689 (538 amino acids)
Biological process (GO): regulation of proteolysis; proteasome-mediated ubiquitin-dependent protein catabolic process
Cellular component (GO): cytoplasm
Molecular function (GO): ubiquitin protein ligase binding
Source: RefSeq, a predicted model, not a curated record
GAAACAAAACACUGUCGUCGAUGAAUCAGUUGUUGUGUGUUACUUGUGUUUGACUUUGAUUAAAUAUAAACGAUGCGUUUAGAAGAUGACGAACUCGUGUUUUACGACUACCAGUGGGUCGUGAAAAACAACGUGAUUUCAGAAGAUAAGCAAUACGUUUCGCCAUUUUUCGGCCUAGACAUUUCACCCCACGUGAACGAAGCUGCUUCGUUUCGAUUCGGUCUGCGUUUGAGAACGAGUGUCGAGUCACGUGUCGUCAAAGUUGUCGUUUUAUUAUACGUCCAUUAUCUAGAUACUUUGGGCAUCGGUGUGACCGAUGUCGAGUGUUUCAUCAACGAUAAUGACUCGUUGAAAUUGAGCCAAUCAUUUCGAGAUGCCAAAACUUUGAUUUUCGAAAGUAAAGAACUAUUUCUGGCCACAGAUAAUGGCGUCCUGGUUCAAGAGUCGUUCAUCAUGGUGUACCGAAUAUACCCGAGCAAUUCCAUGUACGGCUACACGAUGGAUGGCCAGCCAAUUUUAGAUUACGGAUUCGAGCAGUGUGAUACCAAUUUCGGCGAAGAAAUGUGGUCAGCAGCUCAGAAACGAGAGUUGACGGAUUGUGAAUUUGUCGUCAAUCAAACGGUUUUCCCUUUCCAUCGUGCCGUUUUGGCAGCCCGAUGCCCAGCUUUGGCAGAUUGGCGUCAUCUCCAUCAUCCCAGCAUUCCGGUCGUUGACGCUCACGAGGCCGUUUUCGAAGCUUUCCUCUAUUUCCUAUACACUGGCCAGAUCUCGUUGCCGGUGGACACGGAUAUGUACCGGGAAUUUGUUGACCUUUUCAUCAAAUACGUCAGGAGAAUUCCAGAUGAGAUUGGCAAUGCCAUUCCUUGGCUAAACGAGUCGUCAUCCGACGUAUCUACAGUCAACAUCAGUCAAAACCAGGGGACGGUGUCGUUCAUCCGCCGUGGCAUCAGCUUAGAGUACAGCUACGAAUGCAAGUUCAAAUUGUUUGAGAAACCUGCCAUCCAGAUGGCCCGUUUCAACGGCAAAGGCAAUUUCAACGUGGACUUGAAGAAACUGAAAGCCAACAGCGAUGACGCCCAGUGUGAAAUUUCCAUCUGCAACACGAGUCCAGUCAACGGACUCAAUCUGAUUGACGUGUCCUACUAUCGACAGGGAGUCAAGUGUCACCUGUCUGAAUUCAAAGAGGAAAGAUUCCGUGGCGUCGUGAGCGUUCCCAAGGUUCCCAGGGACGUCAAGAACGUCCUGGACUCUUCGGCCGGUGACGGCAACUUCCUCAAGAUCUCCAACAGCGACCAGUACUCGCUGCUGACGGAAUUGGAAAUUUGCCUGGCCGAGGAGGAAGGCGAGUGUUGGGGCUACCGUUUGCGGGAUCACCUGCUCACUGCCCACCUGUGGUCGGCUUACACGACCCAAGAAUGGACCGACGUCCAUCUCUGCAUGUCCAGGAACGUUUUUCUGGCUCACCGGGCCGUCCUGUGCGCCCGCAGUCCCGUUUUUGCCUCCAUCAUCAAGGCCAGCAGCGAGAAUAAGAAGGUCGACGUUGAAGAUGUGGAGCCCGUCCUGUUUGAAGACUUUCUCUUCUUCCUCUACACGGGCAGCGUGCGGAAUUCGGAGAAUCUGGCCGAUCUCUGGCCGCUGGCUAGCAAGUACAACGUCAAAACGCUGGAAAAGAUUUCACAGUUUGCUUAAUUCUAAACUCUCCUUUGGCCUCAAAUCAUUACCAGCAGAAAAUGUGUACACAUGUAAUCUCUCAAUUUCAUAUGCAACACGACUAUAAAAAUGGCCGGAAAUUAA